ACGAGGAGAGGGCGUGCGAGGGUGGGCGGUUCGCGGUGGUGGAGGUGGCGGGGAAGCCCUUCGACGAAGCCUCGAAGGAAGGGGCAGUCAAGCUCCUCAAGUACGUCGGGGGAACCAAUGACAAGGGGGUUGGAAUGGGCAUGACUGCUCCUGUCUCCAUCACUGCUUUUCCUGCGGAAGAUGGCUCCCUACAGCAGAAAGUGAAAGUCUCUCUGCGGAUUCCAAGCCAGUUUCAAGCCAACCCUCCUUGUCCUAGUGAUGAAAGCAUUAAGAUUGAAGAGAGACAGGGGAUGACCAUUUACUCCAUGCAGUUUGGUGGCUAUGCCAAAGAGGUGGAUUACGUGAACUAUGCUGCCAAGCUGAAGUCUGCUCUGGGGAGUGAAGCUGCAUACCACAAGGAUUUCUACUUCUGUAAUGGUUAUGACCCCCCUAUGAAGCCUUAUGGGAGACGCAAUGAGGUCUGGUUUGUGAAAGAGUGAGCAUCUGGCUCCCAGUGGUGCUGGCUUGCACUGAUAACCUCCCCAUGCUAUGUCCCUGUCCUCUUCAAAAUAAACUAACAAUUUGUCAGAGGCAGAAAACCAUCCUUUCCUUCCUCCACACCUAUUCCUUGGUCUUUACGGACCAACCAUUUUAGAAGAACACUGCAGAGCCCCCUGAUGAUCCUGGUCCUUUGUCCCAGACCAAGUCCUCAACCACACAGACUCUCAUGAUCUCUUGGUGGCUUGCUUUUAUCUCCCUCAUGCUCCCAGACUUCAAUGCUGAGACAGUCAAAAGUACUUAAUUAGCAAGACUGGUGCCUGACAGGAGUCACAUCCAAGUGCUGGCAGACUAUUAGUCUCACCUG
Antrostomus carolinensis (chuck-will's-widow) is the source of this 844-nucleotide messenger RNA. RefSeq names its product heme binding protein 1 (gene HEBP1). The coding region runs from base 135 to 479 and encodes 114 amino acids. Lineage: Eukaryota; Metazoa; Chordata; Aves; Caprimulgiformes; Caprimulgidae. The transcript is spliced from 3 exons. The record is from RefSeq and is a predicted model, not a curated record. Gene Ontology annotation, molecular function: heme binding.